CUCAUCACACUGCUCUGCUCGUCGAGUGUUUACGGUAGCUCGCGCCUCUUGUCCUGCUAGUAGUUCUCGUGCUAGUUAGUAGUUUAAUCGCUCAUUUCGUGAGCGUGGGUUGACAGCUCUCUCCUUGUUGCUGAGUCGUCCCAGAACUUCACGUCAAGAUUAUGGGCUUUGACCUAGACCGUUUCGAAGGUCCCGUGGAUCCGGACCUAAUCUGUAAACUGUGUGGGAAAGUUCUAGAGGAUCCUCUCAGCACUCCGUGCGGACAUGUCUUCUGCGCUGCCUGCGUGCUCCAGUGGCUCUCCAAAGUCAGCAGCUGCCCUGUCCAGUGCCAGAAGAUCUCCACCAAAGAGCUGAACCACGUCCUGCCCCUAAAAAACCUCAUUCUCAAGCUGGACAUCAAAUGCGACCACCGUGAACGAGGCUGCAACCGGGUGAUGAAGCUCCAGCAUCUGUCAGAGCACGCGGAGACUUGCGAAUUCUCUCCGGUGAGAUGCGGGAAUGAAGGAUGCGACGCGGUGCUCAGCUUGAAGGAUGUGGCUUCGCACAUGCGGGAGGGAUGCGAGCGCAGGGCCGUGGAGGUCUGUAAGGAUGGAUGUGGACUCGCGCUGACCCUCAAGGAGAGGUCCGAGGCUCACAGCUGUCUCCAAGCUCUCAAGACACACAGCGGUCUCCUCCAAACCAAAGUGCUGAGUCUGGAGAAGGAGCUGAAGCGCCAGUCGCUGAGCUUCAGUAAGAGGGAGAGAUCUCUCCUCUCCAAACUCUCCGCGCUCCACUGUGAGCUGCACAUCACAGCGCUCACAUUUCAGAAGAAAAUCACCGAGUACAAGAGCAGGAUUGACGCGCUGUCAAACAGCUGGAUGCCUCUCGAUAAGGGUGAAGAAACAAGGAGCCUUAAAGUCACCCUCCACAGAACAUCAUCAGGAUCUCUUGGAUUCAGUAUCAUUGGAGGAAGAUUGUUUGGGGAACCAGAGCAGCAUGGGGAUUUCAGUGAUGGCAUCUAUGUAUCCAAGAUAGUGGAAAACGGAGCAGCUGACAAGGCCGGACUGCAUGUUCAUGACAGGAUCAUUGAGGUAAAUGGAAGAAGCAUGUCUGUUGCCACCCAUGAUCAAGCAGUAGAGGCUUUCCAAACUGCCAAAGACCCUAUUGAGGUUCAGGUACUGCGCAGGACAGCACACAAGACUUGCAAGACUCUUAAACCAGCCCGAGGAAUGGACAACAGUACUCAGACCAACAUUACGCUGAAAACCUCGAAACAUAUACAGACUUUGGCCAAGUUAACAUCACCUUCAACACCAUGUAUGGCUUUGCUGGACAGUUUCCGUUCACCUUCACAGUAUCAAAUGGCAAGACGUGACUCACCUUACCCCUCUGACUUCCAUGACGAUGUACAGAAAGACAUUGAGAGUAGAGGACUGGAAUAUGUGGAGGUGGAUCUGCAUAGGAAAACCACUCAGGAUAAGCUUGGCCUGAAGUUAUGUUACAAGACGGAUGAUGAGAAGUCUGCCAUUUAUAUUAGCGAGAUUGCUCCAGAAGGAAUUGCAGCAAAAGAUGGCAGAGUCCAGGAAGGAGACCGGAUUAUCCAGAUCAAUGGAAUGGACAUCCAGAGCCAUGAGGAGGCAGUGACACUUCUGACCAAGGUGGAGAGUAAGAAUGUAACCCUCCUAGUGGCUCGACCAGAAAGUCAGGAUGUUGGCUGGUUGGAGGAUAGAAACAACUUAGAUGACUUGCACAUGAGCACACUGGAGCAGCAACAUCACAAGGUCAAGGAGUUCACUACAAGUAUGCUGCAGCAGAGCACAAAUGAAGAAGAUGGAGGCACUACUGAUACGGCUACUUUACUAUCCAACCAGCAUGAGAAAGACAGCGGUGUAGGCCGCACAGAUGAAAGCACUCGUAAUGAUGAAAGCUCAGAGCAGGACAUCUUGGGGGAUGACCAGAAUUCCCUCUGUGACACUCUCCCAGAAAACCACAAGAAGUACAACUAUAAUCAGGACACUGUCGAAAGUGGGGACAUGCACUUAAGCAAUGCCUCCUUCCUUUUGGCUGACAAUGGAGAUAGUGGAAACUUCCUUGGUAUACCUGGCAUGGCACGUGAACGUUUCCGGAAACUGCUUGAAUUUAAAUCUCUGGUGAAUGGUAACAGUCUUCAGGGAUUUCUGGAGCAUAAUGCCACACUGUAUGGAAAGGGGGUUAAUGUAGACUGUGAUGACCAGGAGAUUCAGAUGCUUAAUGAGGAGUUGCUUAACAUUGAGCUGGAAUGCCUGAGUAUCAUGCAAGCACACAGGCUUCAGGCUGAAGGUGGUAAUCAGCAAGCCAAAAAACCUAGUGCCAAGCACUUUUUUGAGCAAGUCCAUCAGGACCUCAUCAAUAACCAAGUGGACAACGAAGGCUCUACUAGUGCUUACAACACUGGAGAGAGCUGCUGGAGUUUACAUCCUACUCUGGAAGCAGAUUCUCUUGAAUCCCAAAGGAUGGUUGCUGGAGACAAGGGUAAAGGUUCUCCCAUGCAUAGACGCAACUCAACAACAGCAUGCUCCAAACAUAACCUCUCUCCCAUUCAGGAGAUCAGCCCUACCAAGAGUUUACCUGGAGAUCCAGAGGUUACAAAUCAGGGGAAAAGAAAGUGUAAGAAAAAGAACCCAAGGAAGAGUCUUUUGACAUCCUUGCGUCAUUCCUCAUACAAGAACAUCUACAUCCCAGCCCAUGCACAACAUUACCAAAGCUACAUGCAACUUAUCCAGCAGAAGUCAGCUGUGGAAUAUGCCCAGAGUCAAGUCAGCUUAGCCAGCCUGUGCAAGAAUGCAGAUACCACCCCCACGCAGUCCAGGCCCAAGACGGGGUGGAAGGUAAAAAUCCGUAGUGAUGGAACAAGGUACAUCACCAAAAGGCCUAUCAGGGACCAGCUUCUGAAGGAGCGAGCUUUGCGCAUUCGAGAAGAACGCUGCAGUGCAACUACAGAUGACGAUGCAGCCAGCGAACUAAAACUGGGUCGAUACUGGAACAAGGAGGAGCGCAAACAGCAUGCGGCACGAGCUAAAGAACAGCGUCAACGGCGGGAACUCUUGAAGCAGUGCUGCAUAGAGAGCAAAGAACAAGCCGGAGCACUGGACGACAAGAAGGAGCCUGAUAUUAUCCAGCUUAGCCGUAAAAAGAUGAUGAAGAGGAGGAACAAGAGGAUAUUUGACAAUUGGAUGACCAUUCAGGAGCUGCUGACACAUGGCACAAUGUCCACAGAUAGUACAAGACUAUAUAAUUCCUUUCUUUCUGUGACUACAGUAUAAGGGAUUGCGUGGUUUAGGGCACUUUACUAGUUUACGGUGUAAAAUAAUGUGAGGUUUGGUAUGGGAAAUCUUGCCUCAUUUCAAGAGGUGGGUCAUUUAGGGACUUAAGUAUGAAAGAGAUUUGUGAGACACCGUAGUUUGAGUACAUAACCGUGAUGCUGAAUUAAAGUAAACCACAGAUUUCCUAUCUUAAUACUUUAUAGAACUUGAGGGUGCACUAACAUUGCAGUUUGUACUGAAAUAUUUUAUUGAAUGACUCAUCAUAGUUUAAUGUAAGAACAGAUGCGAAUCUAUUUUAUGUGAAAUUCUAGCUCUUAUUUGCGCUUACUGCCCAUUACUUGCACAUCACCCACUUAUUAAAUGUGAUGGCUAGCAAUAUUAGGUUUCACUUAAACAUUGCGGUGAAAAUGAAUUGUGUCUAUGACCUGAUAUUCCAAAGAGUUUUAUUCAGAUAUGUUAGAAAUGUCUCCGGUUGCCACAGAUUAAGCAUAUCACUGCUUUUAAUGUGAACAUUUAUUGCUCUUCAGAAAUACUGUUGAAAGCCCAAGCAUUCCGUUCACAUGAUGGGAGACCAUACAAUUUUCACUUUUCACAAAAGCAGUGAACACUUAUAAUCUACAAAAUCUAAUUAAAAAAUUCUACAUAUCAAAAAGGAGCUGUGGAAAUAGGUAUGGGUAGAACAGCCUGUAUACAUGUCUGUAGGAAGCAUGAAAAGUACAGUUUAAGAGAUGUUGGUGUUGACAGUGUUGCUCAUUUUAACCUUUUUACAACUGUUUGCCAUUGUUUGAUGAAACAAAAUGAAAAUCUUAUAACAAAUAAGGAUGGCUCAAUAGUGGUUAAGCAUAAUAUGUCAGUCGAAAAGACAGGCUCACUAUAUUAAGUUACACAUUGCAACCAACAGCACUCGAGCAUCUAGUGCAUGGAAAAUCACAUUAGUCCAUUUUAGAAUCUAUUUACCAGCAUCAGUGGAUUAAUACAUGUCGGUGCUAUGCUGGGAAGGCAGUUAAAAUAAAAGGACCUAAAAAUAAAA
This is a messenger RNA of Sinocyclocheilus anshuiensis, 4311 nucleotides long. It is a transcript of the gene pdzrn3a, whose product is annotated as PDZ domain containing RING finger 3a. The record is from RefSeq and is a predicted model, not a curated record. Lineage: Eukaryota; Metazoa; Chordata; Actinopteri; Cypriniformes; Cyprinidae. The coding region runs from base 162 to 3281 and encodes 1039 amino acids. Gene Ontology annotation, molecular function: ubiquitin protein ligase activity; protein binding; zinc ion binding. The transcript has 10 exons. Gene Ontology annotation, biological process: neuromuscular junction development; protein ubiquitination.